This is a messenger RNA of Paraglomus occultum, 2556 nucleotides long. Lineage: Eukaryota; Fungi; Glomeromycota; Glomeromycetes; Paraglomerales; Paraglomeraceae. The record is from the annotation of a GenBank genome assembly.
AUGGAGAACAGGCGCCGUCAUAAGCGUACCUUUACAGGAUAUGGGCCGAAUGAUUUGAAAAAGGAGUUGUCUAAAUGGAGGCCAGAAGUAAUCGAGUUAUGGGAAAAGUGUUCUGUUCCUGAGACGAUAAAUAAGGAAACAUUUCAGAAGUCAUUCAUUCGUCAUGUUAAUACGACUCUGGCGAGGUCAAUUUACAAUGUAGAUAACUUCAGUGCGUAUCAAGCAACAGCACAUGCCGUACGAGAUCGUCUAAUUCAGCGCUGGAACGAAACUCAGCAGAUUCAUACAGAGAGAGAUCAGAAACGCGUUUAUUAUUUGUCACUCGAAUUUCUUCUGGGUAGAUCGUUAGAUAAUGCAUUACUCAACCUCGGACUCAAGGAUUCCUUUGGCGAGGGUGUCAAGGAACUAGGUUUCAAAAUGGAAGACAUAUUAGAUCAAGAAGUUGAUGCUGCUUUGGGUAAUGGCGGUUUGGGUCGUCUGGCCGCUUGCUACAUGGAUUCCUUGGCUACUCUUUGUUAUCCUGCUUGGGGUUAUGGCGUUAGAUAUACCUAUGGUAUUUUCCAGCAAAAAAUUGUAGAUGGUUAUCAAGAUGAAUUCCCAGACUACUGGCUUAAUUUUGAUAAUCCAUGGGAACUUCCCCGCGUAGACAUUGUAGUCGACGUACAGUUUGGUGGUCACGUUAACAAAAUCACGGAAGGUGAUAAAGUUCGUCAUGAAUGGAUUGGCGGAGAAACCGUGCAAGCAGUUGCAUACGAUGUCCCUAUUCCCGGUUACGGAGUGAAGAAUUGUAUUAACAUAAGAUUGUGGAAUAGUAAGCCAAGAAGGAAGUUCGAUUUCGGCAAAUUUAAUGCCGGAGAAUAUGAUCAAGCUGUGCAAGAACAAAUGAAAGCAGAGUUUUUGACCGCGGUGCUUUAUCCUAACGAUAAUCACAUGGUUGGGAAGGAAUUGAGAUUAAAGCAACAAUAUUUUUGGGUUGCUGCUAGCUUGCAUGACAUAGUUCGUCGGUUUAAAAAAUCUCAGCGUGACUGGAAUGAAUUUCCUGAUCAGGUUGCUAUCCAACUUAACGAUACGCAUCCAGCACUUGCUAUUGUUGAACUGCAAAGAAUACUUGUGGAUGAAGAACGUCUUGACUGGGAUGCAGCAUGGGACAUUGUUACCCACACAUUCGCAUUCACUAAUCAUACUGUGUUACCAGAGGCUAUGGAGAAGUGGCCUGUUCCUAUGAUCAGUCAGUUGUUGCCCAGACACAUACAAAUUAUAUUUGAUCUCAAUUUGUUUUUCCUCCAAAGAGUGGAGAAAUUUGCUCCCGGCGAUCGCGAUUUCCUCGCGAGACUGUCAAUCAUUGAGGAAAGCACGCCACAAUACGUUAGAAUGGCUCAUCUCGCAAUAGUCGGCUCUCACCGUGUCAACGGAGUGGCUAAACUACACUCAAAACUUAUCAAGGAAACUAUAUUCAAAGAUUUCGUCAAGUAUUACGGACCAGAUAAAUUUGAAAACAAGACUAACGGGAUUACUCCACGAAGAUGGCUUCACCAAGCAAAUCCAAAACUCAGCGAAUUAAUAACCGAAACUCUUGGCCAUAAAGAUUGGUUGAAAGAUCUAACACUUUUAAAGAAACUCGAAGAAUCUGUUCAUGACAAAGAAUUUAGACGGCGCUGGAUGGCUGUCAAGCACUCGAACAAAGUGAGAUUAGCAGAAUACAUUCGCGAUGUUGUGGAUGUUGACGUUAAUCCAAAUGCUUUAUUUGACGUCCAAGUUAAGAGAAUUCACGAGUACAAACGGCAAUUUAUGAACAUUCUUGGGGUAAUCCAUCGCUAUAACACUAUUAAGAGCAUGUCGCCAGAGCAGAUGCGCGACGUUGUGCCCCGUGUAGUGAUUUUUGGUGGUAAAGCCGCUCCAGGCUAUUACAUAGCCAAACUCGUAAUAAAGCUCAUAAAUAGUGUAGCCAGUGUCGUAAACAAGGAUUCAACCAUUCAAGACCUUUUGAAGGUUAUUUUCAUUCCUGAUUACAACGUCUCCGUAGCAGAAAUAAUCAUUCCUGCCUCGGACAUCUCGCAACAUAUCUCCACGGCUGGCACCGAAGCCUCCGGAACGAGCAACAUGAAGUUUGUUCUUAAUUGUGGAUUAAUUCUUGGAACAGUUGAUGGGGCGAAUAUUGAGAUUCACGAGGAGAUUGGAGACGACAACAUUUUCAUGUUUGGACAUUUGGCUGAGCAAGUGGAUGAUUUGAGAUAUGCACACAGAUACCGUGAUGUCCCAAUGGACCCACAUUUGGAUGCUGUAAUAAAAGACAUCGAAUCAGGAAGCUUCGGUGAAGCGCGUAUCUUUGCCCCAUUGAUCAACACUUUGACAUUUGGAAAAGACUACUAUCUUAUUUCUGAUGACUUUGGAUCGUAUCUGGAUGCCCAGAAGCUCGUUGACGAAGCUUAUAAGAAAGAGAAGGAUUGGGUUAAGAAGAGUAUAUUAUGCACUGCAAACAUGGGCCAGUUUUCUUCGGAUCGCGCCAUUAAGGAGUAUGCCGAAAGCAUUUGGGGAAUUAUCCCAGUAAAAGUAUAG